Molecule: messenger RNA, 803 nt
Organism: Rhinichthys klamathensis goyatoka
Lineage: Eukaryota; Metazoa; Chordata; Actinopteri; Cypriniformes; Leuciscidae
Gene: tmem263
Product: transmembrane protein 263
Exons: 3
Coding region: 260-622 (120 amino acids)
Source: RefSeq, a predicted model, not a curated record
AACGUCACUUCCUCUUCUAUGUGUCCACACUGGUACGUGGUUAAAAACAGCUAGGACGCCACGUACACGUUAUUCAAAGAUAGGUCUUUAUAAGAAAAGUCUUGUCAGGUCCCAGAUCUAUCGUCAUUUUAGCGUGUGUCUUUUUGAAUUGCUGAAGGGAGCACCAUAUUUUUCCUUUGGAACAAACAAGGGGUGGAGACAGAAGUUUCCAAAUUGAUCUGCAGAAGUUUACAGCAGCAAACUUCUAACACAAGUAAAAAUGAGUGAAACAAACCAGCAACAGGAUGAGUUACCUGCAUACAUGAAAGAUGAGCCUCCAACAGAUACCAACAAAGGCCAUCCCCAACCCCAGCCUGGCAUGUUCUCCAGGGUGGCCGGUGGUCUGUUCAGUGUCACGAAGGGGGCCGUUGGGGCCACAGUGGGCGGAGUCGUCUGGGUUGGAGGGAAAGGCCUUGAUCUCACGAAAACUGCUGUUACCUCAGUUGCGUCUGUGCCAGCGAUGGGGGUGGGGCUUGUGAAGGGCAGCGUGUCUGCUGUGGCUGGUGGCGUGAGCGCCGUCGGCUCUGCCGUUGCCAGCAAAGUUCCCAUUGGCGGAGGCAAGAAGAAGGACAAGUCUGAUUGAAUCACAUGGCUCUGGGGUACAUUUGUCAGAAGCAUCUGCAUCGUGUCUUCUUUGACUCCUGAGCGAGUUGAUUGUGGAGUUCAUGCUUGCAUGUUCAUGCUUACGAGCAUAUUUGGACCAAAUCCGUCUGCCUGACUGGACCAACAAAACGUCAUUCGUAAGCUGGGUGGCCUUCAUCUGC